Molecule: messenger RNA, 1305 nt
Organism: Petromyzon marinus (sea lamprey)
Lineage: Eukaryota; Metazoa; Chordata; Hyperoartia; Petromyzontiformes; Petromyzontidae
Source: RefSeq, a predicted model, not a curated record
AUGAGCCGCCCGCCCCCCCGCGUCGCCCUGGCGACGGCCCUGGCCGUCGCCGUGGCGACCGCCCUCCUCUUCCUCCACCUGCAGCUCCGUCUCCACGGCAACGCCUCGGCCCUGGGUCCCGGGGGGGCGGCCACGGACGAUGAGGAGGACGACAAGGAGGAGGAGGAGGUGGACGAGCGGGCGACGGACGACGCCGCCGCCCGCGAGACGGUGGGCGACUUCGCCAGAGUCGCCCGCUCCCUCGGCCUCCACCCGACCCUCGUCGACCCCCGCGUCCUGGCGGCCCUGGCGGAGGCCGACGACCCGAAACGUCGGGGGACGUCCGACGGCGACACCGGCGGCGGCGGCCUUGACCGCGGGCCGCUGGACGUCGCCCCGCGAGUCCACCUCCUUCGCGCUGCCCGAGUGGGCCUGGGCCGGCGGCCGCGGCCCCCUGCUGCAGGCCUUCGGCGGCCGUCUCGGCUGGCGCUGGGCCGUCGCCCGCGGCGACGACCCCCGGGUCGACGACCCCGCGGCGCCGUCGCGAGGCCGCGGCCUCGCGGUUCCUCGAGUGCGACCGGCUCGCGGCCCGGCGCUACCCGCGGGGACUUCCCGGACCCCACCGACGGCGGCCCCGAGGGGGCCUCCGAGGCCGCCGGCCGCGUCCGGCGGUUCCGCCGCGGGGCCCGCGCCGCCCUGCUGGAGGCCGGCGCGGCCCUGGCGUCGGUGGCGGUGCCGCACUGGCUGAGCAGCGGCACGUGCCUGGGCUGGCUGCGGCAGUGCGACGUGGUGACGGCGGCCGCGGCCGGUGGCGCCGGUGGCGGCGGCGCCGACGUCGACCUGGGCGUCUGGGCCGCCGACUUCUCGCCCGCGCUGCUCGCCGCCCUGCUCGGCCGCGGCUUCCGGCUGCGGCACAAGUUCGGCCUGGUGGAGGACGGCUUGGAGCUGUCGCUGAUGGCGCCGGCGGCGGGCGGCGGCGGCGUGAAAUUGGACGUCUUCUUCUUCUACGAGGAGCCGGACGCCGUGUGGAACGGCGGCACCCAGAGCCGCACCGGCCUCCGCUUCGAGUUCUCCUUCGGCCGCUUCUCGCUGUGCCGCGGCCUGCUCCUGGGCGUGCCCGUGUCCGUGCCGUGCCCGCCCCGGCCCUACGUGGAGGCCAACUACGGCCCCGGCUGGCGAAGGCCGCCGCCGCGGCCGUGGGACUGGAAGCGCUCGGCCUUCAACGUGCGCCGGGCCGGGGCCUGGAGCCCGCGGGACGCCCAGAGGGCCGUGCAGACCUUCCUCUAGCGGCCCGGAGGCUCAAGGCGGUGGCUGUGGUUGUGGUGG